AGAAAGUACAAAGAAGAAAACUCUAAAAAAUUAAUAAAAAUAAUAAAAACCCUUUACUUUCCAAAAGCCCUAAUCACCAUGAGUGAGCAGGACGAGUCUCCGCGAGCUCCGACGGCGGCUCAGUCACUCAAUAACCUAACGGCCCCGCUUUCCUCUUCCCUUUCAAAUCUUUCUUCUUCUUCACGAAGCCUCCCGUCUAACAAAGACUUUCAUUUCUUUUAUAACUUCGAGGAAUUCAAACGACCUGUACAAGAAAUUGCUGCUAAAUCACAAUCUUUGCUCCAGUCUAUUGGUUCUUCAGAAAUUUGGAGCCGACCCAUCGAUUUUCCCAAUCAAGAGGACAUCGAUGAUGCCUACGAUUGGCUUGUUAAUGUAAACGAUGACCUUUUCGAGCGUAUCGAUGCGUCUUUUGAUGAAUAUGAGAAAAAUAGGGGUGAUAAGAAAGGAGAGGGGGGAAAUGAAGAUGGGUUUCAGUUGGUUUAUGGAAAGAAUAAGAAGAAAGGCGGGCCUGUGGUGAGUGCUGGUGACUCGGUGAGCCGGGGGAAGGUGCAGGGUGACUUGGUAAAUGUGAAAGUAAAGGAAAAGAGAGAGAGAGCAAAAGUGCCGUUUCAUAUACCCACUAUAAAGAGACCUCAAGAGGAGUAUAAUAUCUUGGUGAAUAAUCUGAACCAGCCAUUUCAACAUGUUUGGUUGGAGACGAGUGAGGACAAUCAGCGGUUUGUUCAUCCUCUGGAGAGUCUUUCUGUUUUGGAUUUUGUGGAUAAAGAUACAGGGGAUGUUGAACCUGUAAAGCCCCCAUCACUGGAGGAAAUACCAUUCAAGCUUGUGCAAGAAGUUAAAGAUUUAAAGGAGUUAGCUGCUAAAUUGCGGAGUGUAAAUGAGUUUGCGGUCGAUUUGGAACAUAAUCAAUAUCGAUCUUUCCAAGGAUUGACUUGCCUCAUGCAAAUUUCUACCAGAACUGAAGAUUUUGUGGUAGAUACAUUGAAACUUCGCAUUCAUGUUGGUCCAUAUCUUCGUGAAGUUUUCAAAGACCCUACCAAGAAAAAGGUCAUGCAUGGAGCAGAUCGGGAUAUUGUUUGGCUUCAACGAGACUUUGGCAUAUAUAUUUGUAAUAUGUUUGACACUGGGCAGGCUUCAAGGGUCUUGAAAUUGGAGAGAAAUAGUUUGGAGUAUCUUCUACAGCACUUUUGUGGAGUUUCUGCCAACAAAGAAUAUCAGAAUGCAGAUUGGAGAUUACGCCCCCUUCCCGAUGAGAUGCUCAGAUAUGCCAGAGAAGAUACACACUAUUUGUUGUAUAUAUAUGAUAUGAUGAAAAUCAAAUUUUUCUCCUUGUCUAAGGAGUCUGAAAGCUCUGAUGUGUCUUUGAUAGAGGUCUACAAGCGCAGUUAUGAUAUAUGCAUGCAGCUGUAUGAAAAAGAGCUUCUGACAGAGAAUUCAUAUCUCUAUAUAUAUGGAUUGCAGGGGGCUGAAUUGAAUGCUCAGCAGCUUGCUAUUGUUGCAGGCCUUUGUCAAUGGCGAGAUGUUGUUGCCCGUGCAGAGGAUGAAAGUACUGGUUAUAUUAUGCCUAAUAAAACUCUCCUUGAAAUUGACCUCAGAAGCAAAUUCAUCACUUAAUGAUGAAUCUGAAGUUUUAGUUGCUGACAGUUCUCCAAAUGCUACAAUGGAAAGUGUUGGUAGUGGCAAUGCAUUCAAUGCCAGUCCUCAACCACCUACAUUGAAAAUUGGUAGUAAUGGUACAGAACCUGGCGGAAAAGGACUAG
Messenger RNA from Mangifera indica (mango), 1760 nucleotides. RefSeq names its product protein RRP6-like 2. NCBI's taxonomy places the organism in Eukaryota, Viridiplantae, Streptophyta, Magnoliopsida, Sapindales, Anacardiaceae. Gene Ontology annotation, cellular component: nuclear exosome (RNase complex); nucleolus. The record is from RefSeq and is a predicted model, not a curated record. Gene Ontology annotation, molecular function: nucleic acid binding; nucleotide binding; 3'-5'-RNA exonuclease activity. The transcript has 11 exons. The coding region runs from base 79 to 1614 and encodes 511 amino acids. Gene Ontology annotation, biological process: TRAMP-dependent tRNA surveillance pathway; nuclear polyadenylation-dependent antisense transcript catabolic process; exonucleolytic trimming to generate mature 3'-end of 5.8S rRNA from tricistronic rRNA transcript (SSU-rRNA, 5.8S rRNA, LSU-rRNA).